UUAGCCUCAUGUUUACUCCCGAAAGCUCACUUUGCUUUUAGCCCUGGCCGUCGGCUGAGCGGAGCUGCGCAUGCGCCGCGUACCCCCGUGGCAUAGAGCCUCGUCCAGUCACGACUAGCCACUGGGCGGGGUGCGUGCCGGCCGAGGGCGCCGGCUGCCAGAGUGGACAUGGCGGCCGGCCCCACUGGGGCGGUGCUGGCCCUCCUGGGGGUGCUCAGUGUCUGUGCAGCCAGCGCCUAUGGGUCCGUGGCGGAGAGGGAGGCCGGCGGGGAGGCGGAGUGGGUGGAACCGUGGGAUGGCGCGGUUUUCCGGCCGCCCUCGGCGCUGGGCGCAGUGCGGGUGACGCGCAGCUCCGGAACGCCGAGACCAGGGAGGGAGGAGGCCGGGGAUUUGCCGGUGCUGCUGUGGUGGAGCCCAGGGCUAUUCCCCCACUUCCCGGGAGACUCGGAGCGCAUCGAGUGUGCGCGCGGCGCGUGCGUGGCGUCCCGGAACCGCCGAGCGCUGAGGGACUCGCGGACGCGCGCGCUGCUCUUCUAUGGCACCGACUUCCGCGCUUCGGCCGCGCCGCUGCCGCGCCUGGCGCACCAGAGCUGGGCGCUCCUCCACGAGGAGUCGCCCCUCAACAACUUCUUGCUGAGCCACGGCCCGGGCAUCCGCCUCUUCAAUCUUACCUCCACAUUCAGUCGCCACUCGGAUUACCCGCUGUCGCUGCAGUGGCUGCCUGGGACUGCCUAUCUGCGCCGCCCGGUGCCUCCGCUCCGGGAACGCGCGGAGUGGCGCCGCCGCGGCUACGCGCCGCUGCUCUAUCUGCAGUCCCACUGCGAUGUGCCUGCGGACCGGGACCGCUACGUGCGCGAGCUCAUGCGCCACAUCCCGGUAGACUCCUACGGGAAAUGCCUGCAGAAUCGGGAGCUGCCCACUGCGCGGCUACAGGACACAGCUACGGCCACCACCGAGGAUCCAGAGCUCUUGGCUUUCUUGUCCCGCUAUAAGUUCCACUUGGCCCUGGAAAAUGCCAUCUGUAACGACUACAUGACAGAAAAACUGUGGCGUCCCAUGCAUCUGGGCGCUGUGCCCGUGUACCGCGGCUCUCCCUCUGUGAAGGACUGGAUGCCGAACAAUUACUCUGUCAUCCUGAUUGAUGAUUUUGAGUCUCCUCAGAAGCUGGCAGAGUUUAUUGACUUUCUGGACAAGAAUGAUGAGGAAUAUAUGAAAUACCUGGCAUACAAGCAACCUGGGGGCAUCACCAACCAAUUUCUUCUGGAUAGUCUGAAGCAUCGGGAGUGGGGAGUGAAUGAUCCUUUGCUGCCUAACUACCUCAACGGCUUCGAGUGUUUCGUCUGUGACCACGAACUGGCUCGGCUGGAUGCCGAGAAAGCCCAGGCGGCCUCUCCUGGGGACAGCCCCGUCCUUGAACCUCACAUUGCGCAGCCCUCACACAUGGACUGCCCAAUGCCCACACCUGGCUUUGGCAAUGUGGAAGAGAUUCCUGAGAAUGACAGAAAAGAACAAGAGGGAAGACCUCCAGGCUGGGUGCAGUGACUCAUACCUGUGAUCCCAGCACUUUGGGAGGCCAAGGUGGGAGGAUCGCUUGAGUCCAGAGAUUCAAGACCAGCUUGGGUAACAUGGCAAAACCCCAUCUCUACAAAAAAUAGAAAAAAUUAGCUGGGCAUGGUGUGUGUGCCUGUAGAUUCAGCUACUUGGGAGGCUGAAGUGGGAGGAUCGCCACUGCACUCCAGCCUGGGUGACAGAGUGACACCCUGUCUCAAAAACAGAAACUGGAAAAAAAAAAAAAAACUUCAAAAAUAUAUCUAAGCCACAUGUGAUGGCAUGGGUCUGUAGUCCCAGCUACUCAGAAGGCUGAGGCAGGAAGAUCGCUUGAGCCCAAGAGUUUGAGGCUAUAGUACGUUGUGAGUGCACCUAUGAGUACCAACUGGGCAACAUAGACCCGUCUUUAAAAAAAAAAAAAAAAAAAAAAAUCUGUUGGGCUGGGUGCGGUGGCUCACGCCUGUAAUUCCAGCACUCUGGGAGGCCAAGGCGGGCAGAUCACCUGAGGUCAGGAGUUCGAGACCAGCCUGACCAACAUGGAGAAACCUCAUCUCUAGUAAAAAUACAAAAUUAGUUGGGCGUGGUGGCACAUGACUGUAAUCCCAGCUACUCAGGAGGCUGAGGCAGAAGAAUCGCUGGAACCCAGGAGGCAGAGGUAGUGGUGAACCGACAUCAUGCCACUGCACUCUAGCCUGGGCAACAAGAGUAAAACUCUAUCUCAAAAAAAAAAAUUCUGUUAAAAUUUGAUAUAGUAGGCACUGACAAAAGAGGUCAAAUGCAGGACUGAUUUCUAAGCUUGCAAUCUAUCUAAAUGCAGAUGCUAAUUUAGAGUGCAUAAUACAUAUAAGUACAGACCUAGGUCAGGAGUUAAAUUUCAUUAUGUGCAAUAAAAAGGUUAAGUGAUAGUUAAGCAAGGUGUAGAAUUAUCCUUACCUCUCCUCCUAAUGACACGAGCUCACAUUGGCAUUCCUUUGGUACUUUUACGUAUAAAGUGGGCAGUUGUUUCUGAAUGACUGUUGCUGGAGCCUCAGGCCUGCUUUGUGCUCGGUGCUUUCCAGACUUUCUCCUUUAUUCCUAUCACCAUAUAAGUACUCAGAAAAGAGCAGUGUAAACCAGGUGUUACAUUUCCACAAGGGAAAGUAGAAUCAAGAAUAGCCACAUGAUACUUACUGAAAGUUUCACUUUCCCUAUAGAGAAAGCAAGCAAUAUGAAUUUUCUGAUUUGGGGCCCAGCCUGCUCUGUAUACAGCAGCAGACUCACUCACUGCAGGUUGGCAUUAUUGGUGACAGAAAUGUCUGCUAGGAGUCUUUUAAUUACACUCUGGAGUGUGGAGGUGGAGUGCAAGGCUGCUUCCUUUAUUACUGCAAGUGUUAUUUUCUAUUACCUCAGGUUUCAUUUUGUAUAAUAAACUGCUUCUUGUUAAAUAA
This is a messenger RNA of Chlorocebus sabaeus (green monkey), 2975 nucleotides long. It is a transcript of the gene POFUT4, whose product is annotated as fucosyltransferase 11. Gene Ontology annotation, molecular function: alpha-(1->3)-fucosyltransferase activity. Gene Ontology annotation, cellular component: Golgi membrane. The record is from RefSeq and is a predicted model, not a curated record. NCBI's taxonomy places the organism in Eukaryota, Metazoa, Chordata, Mammalia, Primates, Cercopithecidae.